Messenger RNA from Penicillium cinerascens, 1170 nucleotides. RefSeq lists its product as uncharacterized. The transcript has 2 exons. The record is from RefSeq and is a predicted model, not a curated record. Gene Ontology annotation, biological process: transmembrane transport. Gene Ontology annotation, molecular function: transmembrane transporter activity. NCBI's taxonomy places the organism in Eukaryota, Fungi, Ascomycota, Eurotiomycetes, Eurotiales, Aspergillaceae. The coding region runs from base 1 to 1170 and encodes 389 amino acids.
AUGGGUCUAAUUGGAGGCAUGUACGGCAUUGCUUCUGUAGCAGGCCCGCUCAUGGGAGGUGCUUUUACAGAUCACGUCACAUGGCGCUGGUGCUUCUACAUCAAUCUGCCUUUUGGCUUGGUGACGGCCGUUUUUAUCAUUAUCUUCUUCAAGAGUCCAAACACCAGUUCCAACAAUACUUCAACAUUUCUACAGCGAUUGCAGAUGAUGGAUCUGGAAGGUACUACACUGUUCGUUCCGGGAGUUGUAUGCCUUUUGCUUGCAUUACAAUGGGGUGGCACAACAUACGCAUGGCAGAGUGGCCACAUCAUUGCUCUUUUUUCGGUCUUCGGAAUUUUGGCUUUUUGCUUUGUCUGGGUCCAGAUCUGGAAACAAGAAAAUGCCACAGUCCCUCCCCGAGUCUUCAAAAAUCGCAAUGUGUGGGGCUGCGCACUCUUUGGUGCGUUCUUAGGAUCUUCCUUCUUCGUGAUGGUUUUCUACGUACGAAAAUACAUUUACCCCCAGAAAAGUGACAUGGAUCUGAUAGCUCAGCAGACACCUAUUUGGUUCCAGGCGAUUAAAGGUGCAUCGGCCGUCAAGUCCGGGAUCAUGAAUCUACCCAUGAUUCUUUCUUUGGUUAUCAUGUCUAUUGCCACCGGUGGUAUCGUCACCGUGGUUGGCUAUUAUACCCCUUUCAUGCUGAUGUCGUCAAUUCUGAUGAGUGUUGGGGCAGGCAUGAUUUCUACAUUCAAGGUCGACAGCGGUACCGCGCAGUGGAUUGGAUAUCAGAUCCUCUUUGGCCUCGGCGUUGGUAGUGGUAUGCAACAGACUAUGGUUGCCGUUCAGGUCUGUCUGCCGUCUGUCGAUAUUCCUACAGGCACCGCCAUUAUGAUGUUCUCGCAGUCUUUGGGUGGUGCCCUCUUUAUCUCUGUUGCCCAGAACGUCUUCCAGAAUCAGCUCGUAACAAAUAUUUCUGCCGCCCAUAUUAGAGGUCUUGAGCCGUCAAUGAUUAUUCACACUGGCGCCACGGAAAUCCAAACAACGAUACCUCAGAAGUUUUUGCCAGUAGUGCUGGCAGCUUACAAUACUUCUUUGACACAUGCUUUCUAUGUGUCAGUCGCCAUGGCAUCACUGUCUAUAGUUGGUGUCCUCUUUGUUGAAUGGAAGUCAGUCAAAAGGGGUGAAGAGUGA